Messenger RNA from Frankliniella occidentalis (western flower thrips), 1672 nucleotides. RefSeq lists its product as uncharacterized. Lineage: Eukaryota; Metazoa; Arthropoda; Insecta; Thysanoptera; Thripidae. The record is from RefSeq and is a predicted model, not a curated record. Bases 258 to 1004 code for a protein of 248 amino acids. The transcript has 4 exons.
CAACACAUGUCAUAACGUAAGAACGUCAAUAGUAUGUCUUCAUUGCCGCAAUAACUGAUGGAGUGUAGUUGGCUACGCCUGGCUACACUUUUACUGUUUGUAUUGCUUUGUGUCUCGUCGUUGUGUUCGCACCAGAUUACGCGGUUCAGCAACAAGUGGUGGGGCGGUUUUGUGCGUUAGACGUAUUCCCCUCAUACGUUUUCUCGUUGUGUCCACCUCCAGAAUUGUGUCUUAUUAUUGUGAGGACGUGGGUCAAAAUGGAAGAUGUGGUAACAGAUUCUGUGCCUUCCCCCCCUCGGUCAGUACAUGAGACUGUUGUGAAGCCUGAAAAUGAGCAUAGGCCUAAAUAUACACCUGAUACAACUUUACCAUCGGCACACCCUUAUCAUGGGAGCAACCCAGACAAAAUCAAUAGUGGUGCAUCUCAAUCAGCUGAGAAAUCACCCACACAUGAUAGCAAAACCAACUCAAAAGACUUCCCCCGUGGUUACUCUAAAGUGCCGAAAGGGGGAAAUUCCAAGGGAAGAGUUAACAACUAUAUAAAUAUUCAAAACGCUCAAAACAUUGUGAUUGGGAAUGUCAAAAAUAUUUUUCCAUCCCCAAAUCCCUGUCAUGAGAGACAGGAUAAGAAGAAGGAAAACAAUGAUCUAACUCUUUCUGACGAUGACAGAAAAAAGCUGAAAGAAUUGAGAGACUCCUCAAAAUCAGUAACGCAGAAGGACUUAAUAAUUGUUUCUGAGUGUUUAACAUUGGAUGGAAUAAAAAUUCUUGCAAAAAAGCUUGAAAUUAAAAAGCAGAUAUUUAAUCAACUACAAAUAACAUAUGGACAUGAACUCAGUGAGCUGUGUUUUCAAGUACUGCAACAUUGGACAGAUUUGUGCAAGGAGCGACCUGGAAAUUUACCAAUGCUCAAUUUCUUGAGUAUUCAAUUGGUAGAUGUACUGGCAGAGGGUGGGGAUGAGGCUCUUAGGAACCUCCACAGGCAUAAUUACGAUUCAUCCUAAACUGUAAUCGUCAUUUAAUUUAAAUAUAAUUAUAUAUCUGUACCAGAUCCAUACUAGUGCAUACUUGAUUUCGUUCAGUAGCAUAAUAAGUUUUUCCUUGCCAUAUAUUUCAGUUUGGUGAUCCUUGCAUAGCGAUUUAAUGAUAUAUUGCUCUGCUUAAUUCUUUAUCUCAGGUUGUUGUCUUUCCUUUUUUAACCCAUAAUAUAUUUUUUUUUUUUUUUUCUUUUUGAAUAGCUUGUUCAGUCCAUGAACACACAAAUUUUUCUUUUCUUUCAAAUUUUAACAAAGCUUCUUGCUGUUUGCAAAAGUUUUCUGUUUUGGAAAGACUGCAGUUUCACCAUCUUGGAGUUAGAAAUUUUGUUCAGCAUUCAAAAGCUGACAGUGACUGCUUAGAUGAUGUUCACUUGCAACAAUUCCUAAUGUUCCUAAGUUACAUGUCAAUUGAAGUCCAAUUUCCUCUGUGCCUGUCUAGAUUUUGGUCCUUAAACAGAUCCUUCUUGAGUGUGACUAGGCACAGGGGAUCCCAAAUUGUUGUUCGUAAUAACAAAAGUAACUCCUACACUUGCACCAUAUUUUUAAAACAUCAAAGUUCAGAAUGUUACCUAGUGAACUAUAUUUCGUUUGGCCUGUAAAAUAUGUCAAAUAAAAGCGACAACCAUAAGCAGAAA